AUGAUUAAAAUACAUAGAAAUCGUACAAGACAAUUUAUAGAAGAAAAAUUUAAUGAGCUUCUUUACGAAUCAUCAGGGGAGUUUCAUAACUUCUGCCGCAUGAGUUUCACAGAUUUUGAGUAUUUGCUAGACAAAAUUUCUCCUCUAAUUUCGAAACAACAAGAUACGGACUUCAGGGAAGCUAUACCAGCGAAAUAUCGUCUAGCAAUAACAUUAAGGUUUAUCGCAAGUUGUGACAGUUAUAAAAGUUUACACUAUUUAUUCAAAGUGUCUCCCCAAGCAAUUUCAAAAAUUAUACCUGAAGUCUGCAAAGCAAUUAAUGAUGUUCUAAGAAAUGAAAUAAAGGGGAGUUCAGAAUACGAGGUUUCGGAAGAUGACGGUCGGUAUGGAGCCGAUGGUGAAUUAUUUGGCAAAGGUUCGGAAUAUGAUGUUUGGGAAGUUGAUGGUCGUAUUGAAAUUGGUGAAGUUUUUGGUAAUGGCACAGAAUAUGACUGA
Pieris macdunnoughi is the source of this 495-nucleotide messenger RNA. Lineage: Eukaryota; Metazoa; Arthropoda; Insecta; Lepidoptera; Pieridae. The record is from the annotation of a GenBank genome assembly.